CGACGUGUGGGUCAUAUAGAAAGAUCCGGUAUUCCAGACCGCUUGACCCCCAUCCUGGGCGGGAUUAAAAGGCCGUGCCUCGUGUCUGCCAUUUGGACGAUCUGCCCACUUUCCUUCGCGUACUGUCGUUGACUGCCCCGCGACUAUCGACUCUCGAAGCCAGACUUUGACCUCGAAGGCUUCUUGUUGAGACUAUCUGGGAUCUAGACUAACUUAUGCUUAUGCGCGUACAAUACCCACUGGAGCUCAUUGCUGUGCUCGUUCUCUUUCUCGAAGGUCUUCCGAUCGGAGGCGCUUCUGCGCAGACCACGCUUCAAGGCCCUAAUGACUGCACCGCGGCCGGAGCGUACACGCUUUGUCAGAACUUAUGGGGUGCAGACACUGGCACUGGCUCGCAGACGACUACUCUGAACUCUGCUGGCGGAAGUUCGGUCUCGUGGUCAACAAGCUAUACUUGGGCUGGUAGUCCGAAUAAUGUCAAGAGCUACCCUAAUGUAUACCACAACACGGCCAAGGGUAUGCAGCUCCAAGAUAUUGUCUCUGCACCCACGAGCUGGCAAUGGUACUAUCAGUCCGCGUCGAACGAUCUGGCAGCGGACGUCUCCUACGAUAUUUGGACCGGAGUACCACAGUCUGGCGAUCCCGCUUCGUUGGCCUCCUCAUACGAGAUCAUGAUUUGGCUUUCUGAUCGUGGCGGCGUUGGUGGUAUAGGAAAUGUUGUCGCCCAGAACAUCCAGGUUGGCGGACACACCUGGAAUCUCAAACAGGGCCCCAACUCCAACUGGGAUGUCUUCUCCUUCAUCACCGCAGAAGGCGACAUCACGAACUUCAACUCCGACUUGAAGGACUUCUUCCAGUACCUUAUCGACAACCAGGGUGUGGCAAAGACGCAGUACCUCCAAGCGAUACAGACCGGAACGGAGCCUUUCACUGGCACUGCCGACCUCGUCAUCUCUAACUUCAGCGUUGACGUUUCCACUGUUGACGACUCGCCCACGUCUUCGUCAUCUUCACCCAUCUCAUCUUCCUCGCAUUCCUCGUCCACUUCAGCAUCCGCACAGCCGUCGAACGUGUCUAGUCAUGGCACUACGCCGACUAUUGCCACCUCUAGUGCUUCCACCACUCCCCUGAACACGGCGACCACGAGUGUUUCUCCCGCAUCGCAGCAGACGAGCGAGGCAGGAUCCGUUUCUGAUCCAGGCGUUCGGGGGAAGAGCGGCCCGCAAUGCCGUCUGCAGCUGCCAACCUCAGGCACGGUCACAAGAAGGGGCCUAUUCAGGCGACUAUUUCGCAAGUAGACUUGCGCGGUGGUUGCGUAUUUAUUGUGGUAUGGAGGCGGGAGCAGCGCUGUCCGCCUAUGUUCGAACUGCGCUUUAUAGUCGAAGGGAGGUUAUAGACAUGUUGUACAUCUACGGUGACUCGUUUCUCCCAGGCGUGGGAAGAGCAGAUAUCUUGAACGUCACAAUAUUAUUGCGAGGCGUGCUUAUCUCACGCGCUGCUCGCAACCACGCGUUGUCCCUUGGGACCGACACGAACGAAUAUCCAGAUCCGCCAGUACACAACCUCUAUGGUUGGUUCGUUGCCGUACGUCUGGAUCUUCUCUUCGAACCCAUUCUGCCUCCUGCUCCACCUGGGGGUAGUCACCCAAUGAACAGCGAUUUGAUUCGCCCUGCCCAUCCUUUCGGUGAGCCGCGCAAUCUGGUCGUCGCGAAUGCCAGCAGCCAUGAUGGGCUGACCGCCCUCCUCCUCCAGGUACUCUGGGGCAGUUCCUUCGAUCAUGUGGUCGUUUCCCGGGAGCUCGAUAACGCGGUCGAGCAUCA
Dichomitus squalens LYAD-421 SS1 is the source of this 1820-nucleotide messenger RNA. RefSeq names its product concanavalin A-like lectin/glucanase. Bases 216 to 1298 code for a protein of 360 amino acids. The transcript has 7 exons. Gene Ontology annotation, molecular function: cellulase activity. Gene Ontology annotation, biological process: polysaccharide catabolic process. Lineage: Eukaryota; Fungi; Basidiomycota; Agaricomycetes; Polyporales; Polyporaceae. The record is from RefSeq and is a predicted model, not a curated record.